CACACUACUGUGUCAUAUGAUCAUCAUUAACUGGAGAUACUUUCAUCAGUAGGCGUUAACUCUUUGAAAAAUUCAAUUAUAUAAAAAUAAUUAUAAAAUUCAUUAUUUAUAGAAACUUGAUAAAUUCUUAAACUUCAAAAUGGCAUUAAGCGAUGCAGAUGUACAAAAACAGAUUAAUCAUAUGAUGGCAUUUAUUGAACAAGAAGCCAAUGAAAAGGCAGAAGAAAUUGAUGCUAAAGCAGAAGAAGAAUUUAAUAUUGAAAAAGGACGUUUAGUUCAACAACAAAGACUUAAAAUUAUGGAAUAUUAUGAGAAGAAAGAAAAACAAGUAGAACUUCAAAAAAAAAUUCAAUCAUCUAAUAUGUUGAAUCAAGCUCGUCUAAAAGUUCUAAAGGUUAGAGAAGAUCAUGUACGCAAUGUAUUAGAUGAAGCUAGGAAAAGACUAGGAGAAGUAACAAGAGAUAUUUCACGAUAUAGAGAAAUUUUAAAAUUAUUGAUUGUACAAGGAUUAUGCCAGUUAACAGAAAAUCAUGUUACUAUUCGUGUACGUCAAGUAGACUUUCCUUUAGUGGAAUCACUUCUUGAUUCUGUUCAAAGUGCUUAUAAACAAAUAACAAAAAAAGAUGUCACAAUUAAAGUUGAUCAAGAUAAUUUCCUUCCUUCUGAUAGUUGUGGUGGUGUUGAUUUAUUUGCAGCUAAAGGACGUAUCAAAGUUAGCAACACCUUGGAAACACGAUUAGAAUUAAUAGCACAACAACUAAUACCGGAUAUACGUUCUGCUCUAUUUGGAUGCAAUUCUAAUCGCAAAUUCAUUGAUUAAAAAAUUCCUUUCAUA
This is a messenger RNA of Apis cerana (Asiatic honeybee), 835 nucleotides long. RefSeq names its product V-type proton ATPase subunit Vha26 (gene Vha26). NCBI's taxonomy places the organism in Eukaryota, Metazoa, Arthropoda, Insecta, Hymenoptera, Apidae. Gene Ontology annotation, biological process: proton transmembrane transport. Gene Ontology annotation, cellular component: proton-transporting two-sector ATPase complex, catalytic domain. Gene Ontology annotation, molecular function: proton-transporting ATPase activity, rotational mechanism. The record is from RefSeq and is a predicted model, not a curated record.